Molecule: messenger RNA, 789 nt
Organism: Pyrus x bretschneideri (Chinese white pear)
Lineage: Eukaryota; Viridiplantae; Streptophyta; Magnoliopsida; Rosales; Rosaceae
Product: triosephosphate isomerase, cytosolic-like
Exons: 5
Coding region: 358-780 (140 amino acids)
Biological process (GO): glycolytic process; glycerol catabolic process; glyceraldehyde-3-phosphate biosynthetic process
Cellular component (GO): cytosol
Molecular function (GO): triose-phosphate isomerase activity
Source: RefSeq, a predicted model, not a curated record
UAAUUUGAAUUCUUCUUUGAACGUAGAGACAUCUAUAAUGAAAGAUUUCACAUUUGGAUUACAAAACUCAUUUGACAUUGGACUGCCAUCGUUCCCGCUCACCUCUACGACGGUGAGUCCUUGUUACACGGAAGAGAGAAUGAACUUGUGCCACACAUUUUGUGCAUUAAUGAAACGGACGCGUGCCUCAAAUGUGCAGCGUCCUUCUACAAAUUAUAUUUACAACCAUCUACUGAAAAAGAAAAAGAAUGGAUUGGAAUCCUGUACCUCCGUAAGAUUUGAACAACAAGUAUCUGUUGUUCUCAAUGUCAAGGUCGAAAUGCGCCUGUUGGUUCUUUUCUGCUACAGGCUGGCUGAAUGCUUGAUCACCAAGUUCUUAUCAAACCCGGGGUCCAGUUUCUCCAAUCCAACUUCCCAAUAGAUUUGUUUCUAAAGGUGGCUGUUGUUUCCGCGCAAACAAAAGCAAUUGCAGAUAAAGUAUCGAGCUGGGAGAACAUUGUUUUGGCUUAUGAGCCAGUUUGGGCCAUUGGAACUGGGAAGGCUGCAAGCCCUGCUCAGGCUCAGGAAGUCCAUUUUGAAUUGAGGAAAUGGCUUCAUGACAAUGUUGGUGCUGAAGUCGCCGCAUCAGCCAGAAUCAUUUAUGGAGGUUCUGUAAAUGGAGCAAACUGCAAGGAGUUGGCAACACAGCCAGAUGUGGAUGGCUUUUUGGUUGGCGGAGCUUCCCUCAAGCCGGAGUUCAUUGACAUUAUCAAAUCAGCUACAGUGAAGAAGAAUGAUUGAGGUCAAGAG